UGGCUGAUAAAGCAACGGUAUAUAUUCGAGAGGAAAGAUAAAUGGGGAAUGAAAUCGUGCACGGGCGUGUAAACACAUAAAUAACAGGACAUCCAAUAUAAAGGAUUUCUAAUUUAUUUAAUUAAGGAUUAAAGUAAUUGUCAAUGAUGAGCACGGAUUAGGUACAGCGACUGAAAGGCGGGAAAAAGGAACGCGAUCACGUCGUCAUUGCCGUGUGUUAUAGUAUAUACCACAGGUAGUUAUUGGAGUAUAUGUGGUGAAUAUAACCGUGUAAUAUCCGAUACAUAAAACAAGUUAACAGUAAAGAUAUACCAUGUUUACAAGGACAAUGACUUUAGGUUUUAAUUUAUGAAAAUUCUGAAUUUGUUGUUGAAUUUAAUUCAGUCGAUGACGUAUAGGAUAUCGCCUGGAUGAACCUUCUUCUACAGAAAUACAGAAUUAUCGGUAAAAAAGGGGAAGGCACCUUUUCUGAGGUCUUAAAAUGUCAAAACAUAAAAGAUGGCGGGUAUUGGGCCUGCAAGAAGAUGAAACAGACUUAUGACAGUAUGGAGCAGGUGAAUAACCUGCGAGAAAUACAAGCCAUGAGAAAAUUAAAUCCUCAUAUCAACGUUCUCGAGUUGGAGGAGGUCAUCUUUGAUAAAAAGUCUGGUACUCUAGUCCUAGUUUGUGAACUGAUGGAUAUGAAUAUUUAUGAACUUAUCCGAGGAAAAAGACAUUAUUUACAAGAAAAAAAGGUUAAAAAUUACAUGUACCAGUUAUUAAAAUCUAUAGACCAUAUGCAUCGGAAUGGAAUAUUUCAUCGAGAUGUUAAACCAGAAAAUAUUUUAAUUAAGGAUGAUUUGCUGAAACUUGCUGAUUUUGGUAGUUGUAGAAGUGUUUACUCUAAACAACCAUAUACAGAAUAUAUAUCUACUAGAUGGUACAGAGCACCAGAAUGUUUAUUAACAGAUGGGUUUUACACCUAUAAAAUGGACAUGUGGAGUGUUGGAUGUGUUUUCUUUGAAGUUCUUAGUUUACAUCCGUUAUUUCCCGGUUCUAAUGAAGUGGAUCAGAUAGCAAAAAUACAUGACAUCAUGGGAACACCAGAUCCUUCUGUUCUUAAAAAAUUACGGAGAUCUCGAGGUAUGAAUUUUAAUUUUCCUCCGAAGAAAGGUAGUGGUAUAGAAAGAUUAUUACCGCAUGCUACGGAGGAUUCUAUAGCGUUAAUAUAUUUAAUGUGUACGUAUGAUCCGGAUGAUAGAUUAACGGCCAGGCAAGCUCUUAAACACCCAUAUUUUAAAGAAUUAAGAGAUGCCGAUAAGCGAGUUCACAUGAUGAAAGUUCGGCAACAGGAACAGGAAGAGAAAAAAAAAUCUGAGCAUGACAAAAAUACAAAUCCUGGAAACGAGGAAAGAAUUCCUAUAAAACAGGAGGAACGUGAGAGGCCCGAUCCAGAACCACCGCAAAAAAACAAGAUGACAGAAAUCACCAUGUAUCCCAGCAUACCCAAACCUCAUUCACUUCCUCCACAUAAUUAUAUGUACAAAAAAAGGAGAAAGAAUAAACGCUAUCAAUCAAGUCAACAAUAUUCAAAUCAUACAGGGUUAUUUCCACGUGUCGAGAUUCAUCCCACUACAUAUCAUACUGUUUACAACGGUUACCCUGGUAACAAAUAUAAAUAUAACGGAAAUAUAGGAUCUACUUUAUUACCGUCUGUAAAUAACGGAUAUAAACCUCAUAAGGCAGCUGGUAAACCGAAUAAAGCAAUGUAUGGACAGUAUACUUUACCGUCGUUAGAUCCACGAUUUUGAACACAGUUUUUAUUUUAUAUACCACAGCAACUACACCAUAUACCUUGUUGACGGAAAACACUUAAUCGUGGCAAAUUUACAAUCAGAGAUGUGCAUCCCUGCUUCUACACAGCAACUACACCAUAAUAUCUUGUGGUCGGAAACACUAAAAUAAUCAUGAUUUUACAAUUGGAGAUGUGCAUCUCUACUUCUACAGUUUGGAUUCACCCACACUUUAAUUAACAUGUGUAAACUGUUAAAAUAUUAGCCCUGGAAUGGCUAAAUGAAUAUAUAUACAGGAGUUCCAGGUAUUCCUGAAGUAUCCUGGAACUGUGAUAUUGCUCAAUGGAAUAUUGGAUCUUCAUUGUUUUGAAUUUUUUAGAUAUAUUUAGACGGUGGCAGCUGUAUUUAUAUAGAUCUAUUUGUAGAUAUAUUUAGACAGUGGCAGAUGUAUUUAUAUAGAUUUAUUCAUACUAUCAACAGUUAAAUAAAAUUGGGUUUAACAUCCAGCUUUUCUGCCACGACGGGGCGAAUGAAUACGGUUUGACAACGUCCUACUUUUCUUCACCGACUGGGCUAUUGAAGACUGGCUUACCAGACAAUAUAAUAUAUAGAAUUCUAAGAAGGGCAAGUCAUGUUUCGAUUGUUUAACUGGAGUAGGGUCGUCUGUCCAAAUCCCAUGGGUUUUCUCCGGGUCCUCCGGUUUCCUCCCACUGCUAAAGAUCCCUACAACAAGCGAAUUAUUGAAAUAAAAUCGAACCAUAUGUUAGUCCUGAAAUGACCUAGUUUGUGUCGAGUAGACAUUAAACCCCAUAUUACUGUUUUUGUUAAGAGAUUGGGUCUUGUUCAUUAAUUUCUUGCUAAUUAAUUUAUUUUCGCUUGUUAAUUUCUUGCUCUCCUUUGUUUCGUUAUGUCCAUUGUUGAAUCUUUAUUUUUCGAAAAGAAUCCCAUAUUCUACAAAUAUGUGGCUGUUUAGAUAAAGAUUCAACUUAAAUGGUAGCUGGAAAUCUUGUCCAGUUCUUGUCUUUCUUUCAUUCCUUCAAUCGGUUUUAACAGUGUUUUAUUUUCUUGAGAGAUUUUACUGGAAUUAAGCAAUAUUAGUCCUGUACCUUUCUACGGCUUUGUUCAAAUUGAUGUUACUAAUAACUAAUCUGAUUAAAACACAGAUCCCAUUUGGUUUCGUUUUUAUAGUUCAAAAUUUCGUUUUACUUGUCUUUACUACACUAGGAUCUGGAAGAGUUGUUAUAUUACCAGCGUUUUGGUUGAAAUGAGGGAUUAGCCAAUGAAACGGUCUGUUAUGGCGACUUCUUGGCUGGUUAAACCAGUAGAAACGUCAAUGCUGAUUGAUUAUUCAAUGUAUGACAUCAUAGGGUCAAAAGUGGCUCAAAUGACCCCUGACACGACCUUCUAGUACAACUUGUCAGAUCUUAAUGUAGAUGUCUAUUUUAAUCAGAUGGAUUUAAAACAAUCCAAAUACAACUUGAUGCAUUAAUGUAACGUCUAUAUUCAAAAACAUUUAAACUGGUUUCUGAUUAUAAACUAUAGAAAAAGAGUGAAUUACCAGACCCCAUAGUAUAUUUUUUUUUUGGGGGGGGGGGACAAUGGCUAAAAUAUAUGACUUCAAUGGUUGGUACACACCAUAAUAUUAAUUUGAAGAAAAAAGUGAUUAAAAAUUGACAAAAACAAUGAAAGGCCGAAUGCUUUGCACAUGAGCGCUGUAUCAUAAGGUCUGUCAUUGAGUCAACUGGCAUGGUUUCGAUUUCCCGGUUGUACAUGGCAAGGAGUAGGGUUGCCUGUCCAACCUCGUGAGUUUUUUCCGGGUCUCUGGUUUCCUCUCACUGCUGAAGACCCCUACGCGUAAGCAAUUUAUUGAAAUAAAAUUGAACCAUAUGUUAGUCCCGAAAAGAUGGACGUUAAACCCUCCUCUCUCUCUCUCUCUCUCUCUCUCUCUCUCUCUCUCUCAACAUGUGGAUCAGAGUCUUUAACUCAUAUCAGCUCUAGUAGUUUUAUUGCCUCUUUAUUAAGUGCUCAAUGUUUAUAAAUACUAUCAAGCUUUUUUCAUUAUAUUGUGGGGUAAAUGCAGCUUAAAGGACAAGUGCGUAAUAUAUUGAUACUGUGGGUUAAAUGCAACUUAAAGGCCAAGAGCGAGAUAAGAUAUUGAUAAUGUGUGAGGGUUAGCUACGUAGAAAUAUAUAGGACCAUCUCUUAUCUCGAAACACGGAGGGUUGAGAGAUGAGGUUUGUUAUCUAUACGAGGGUGUAAGCCAGAUUGUUGUAUGAAUAUAUUACACAGUGUGUCAGUUGAGAACUUUUAAACAAUUUAAAAUAUAUAGGCCCUACUAUCAUGCACAUGAAUUUCUAUGAAAUCAUCACGUGACUGUAAUUCUGUAUGAAUAACGUGCGAAUGACAUGUUAACUGUGACAUUAUUUGAAAUAAUAGUACACCAACAUCAUAAGGCCCAAUACUAGCAUACAGGUGACCGGGUCUGAGACGAUUCCUUUAAUGCUUAUUAGUAACCAUUAAAAUACUUAGUAACCAUUGGUAACCAUAGUGAACUGCCAUUUUGAGAAAUCUGGCUCCAAAAGGCAUCAGUUAGAUACCAAUUGUUUAUCAUGUUACAAUGUGUUAUAUAUGUUAUAAUAUUAUAAUCUAUUUUCUCAAUUUGUAAAUAAAUAUAAAUAUUUUUAUAUUUAUCAGAAGUUACAUGAACAUUGUGUACAUAUUGUAUUAUAACAAAUGUAAUUAGCAGAUUUUAUAAUCAAGCUUCAGUAGACACACAACUCACAAGAAGUUUUGUGUUUUAUGCGUAUCGAGGCUUCUCACAGUUUGGCGCUAACUAGUGCUAAUGGGAACAAACGUUGAAACCAUGGGUUCCACAUCGGCCGUAUAUGCCGGUCAGGACCUAGAGCUAUGGAAAAUGACCGUAACUAGAGCUGACUUGAAACCAUGGUGAUACCUUGAGCCUGACGAUUAUCAGAAAAGAUCCAAACACUAAAGAUUCUUUAUUAUAUCUUCUGCUUGAAAACUCAAUUGGUAAAAUAAGUUUCAAUGUCACUAAAAGAUUUUUUUUUUUUUCUCUUUUUAAUUCAUGAAACUUUUCUAUGAUUUUGUAAAUAAAUCAGCCUUGUUUUUGAUUAUUUAAAUGUUAAUGUUAUCAUCAGCAUUCCCGCUUCACUGUGAUAUGACCGAAAAAUAUAUAUUGUUAUGUUUGGUUACUCAAUCGGACCUAUUUUAUGGAGUCCGGUAAUUUAGGUGUUUUUGGUCUAGAUUAAAAUUUGAUCUGAUUAAAACACAGAUCCUAUCUUAAUUGUUUUGUUUUAUAUAUUUGAAAAUUUGGGGGGAUUUUCCCUCCCUAGCUUUUAAAAAAACUGUGUUUUGUUUGAUAUGGGAGAUUUAGCCAAUGAAAUGGUCUGUUUAGUUAAGCUUUACGUAAGAAGUGCUCGGAAUUCUGGGAGACACCUAAAUAUUUUCCGGUUUAAAUAUUCCACUAAAUUUAAUAUUUAAAGUUGACCUUAAAACUCACUGUCACAAACAGGGGGCUUAUUCAAAGAAAACCUAAAUUUUACGAAGGAAGCCUUUUCAUUAGUGCUAUCCAAUGAACAAUGAAUAGGGUCCAAGAUCUUUAUCGAGUUAAGGCCACCAUAAAUGAAUGAAAUAAAAUUUAAAUCUGUAUUUUAAUCAGAAUGAAUUAUGUGAAAGUGUCUCUUCUAGUUAUUUUUAAUAAUUUGUUUUAAAAUUGUAAUUUUUUUGUUAGAUGUAUUAUUUAUAACCACCUUAUAGAUUUAUUUAUAAAUUUCACGGAAGAAAUAUCAUAUAAUAUGUACAUGUAUGUAUUAUAAAAUAAUUCCUUAACUCAAUUUUAAAAUAUUGUAGAUAUUGAUGUUAAGAAAAUAAAAAACAAGA
This is a messenger RNA of Patella vulgata (common limpet), 5672 nucleotides long. RefSeq names its product MAPK/MAK/MRK overlapping kinase. Gene Ontology annotation, molecular function: ATP binding; protein serine/threonine kinase activity. Gene Ontology annotation, biological process: protein phosphorylation; intracellular signal transduction. The transcript is spliced from 13 exons. NCBI's taxonomy places the organism in Eukaryota, Metazoa, Mollusca, Gastropoda, Patellidae. Gene Ontology annotation, cellular component: cytoplasm; nucleus. Bases 411 to 1790 code for a protein of 459 amino acids. The record is from RefSeq and is a predicted model, not a curated record.